GGAGGAUCAGUGUUUGGGAAGUGCGUCAUCAUUGUGCGACGUGGCGUACAGUCUAGCGAAGGACGCCAGGAUGACUGUGGUUAUGACAAAAGGAUAGUAUAAAGCUUUUGUAGGAGCGAUGGCGAUUUCUUGUUUGACCCGAGCCCUGCGCUCCCUCACCGUGUCCAAGCCUGCUCUGCUGUUCUCUCACUCUCAGGUUAAACUAGGAGCUCAGGUGUCUGGAGUAGCGCCAUGCCGGGGCUUCCUCACCACAGCCAGUCUGGAGCAGAACAGCACCCUUUGGAAGCAAAGAGAAAAGUACACGGUCCGACCAAUUGGCAUGAAGAAAACAGGAGGCCGAGAUCACACGGGUAAAAUCAGAGUACAUGGCAUCGGAGGGGGCCACAAACAAAGGUAUCGCUGGAUCGACUUCCAGCGUCUGCGCUAUGAACCAGACAAAGAAGGACAGCCCUUUGAUGAGAAAGUUAUGAAAGUGCGAUACGACCCAUGCAGGACCGCUGACAUCGCUUUAGUCGCCGGAGGCAACCGCAAAAGAUGGAUCAUUGCUACAGAGACAAUGGAGGAGGGAGACAUUAUUAAAACAUCACCAGUCAUUGGACGCAUGGCAGUGUCAGCCAAUGAGGGUGAUUGCUACCCACUGGGAGCACUUCCUGUGGGCACACUGAUCAAUAACCUGGAGGUCCAACCCGGGAGGGGAUCAGAGUACAUCCGCGCUGCAGGCACAAGUGGGGUUUUACUACGCAAAGUCAACGGAACGGCGAUUGUUCAGCUGCCGUCAAAGCGGCAGGUUCAGGUGUUGGAGACCUGCAUGGUCACGGUGGGCCGGGUGUCCAACGUGGACCACAAUAAAAGGAUAAUCGGCAAAGCGGGACGCAAUCGCUGGCUCGGCAGACGCCCGUCCAGCGGCUUAUGGCAGAGGAAGGGGGGCUGGGCGGGGCGCAAGAUUAAACCGCUGCCGCCGAUGAAGAAUUUCGUCAACCUGCCCUCCAUCUCGACUAACUGAUCUUAUGUGACACACCGAAAUAAAUAAAGGAACGCUGUUUGUACAGAA
Messenger RNA from Nerophis ophidion (straightnose pipefish), 1051 nucleotides. It is a transcript of the gene mrpl2, whose product is annotated as mitochondrial ribosomal protein L2. The transcript has 8 exons. The coding region runs from base 119 to 1003 and encodes 294 amino acids. NCBI's taxonomy places the organism in Eukaryota, Metazoa, Chordata, Actinopteri, Syngnathiformes, Syngnathidae. Gene Ontology annotation, molecular function: structural constituent of ribosome; RNA binding. The record is from RefSeq and is a predicted model, not a curated record. Gene Ontology annotation, cellular component: ribosome. Gene Ontology annotation, biological process: cytoplasmic translation.